Molecule: messenger RNA, 4017 nt
Organism: Diaporthe batatas
Lineage: Eukaryota; Fungi; Ascomycota; Sordariomycetes; Diaporthales; Diaporthaceae
Exons: 4
Coding region: 619-2058 (479 amino acids)
Biological process (GO): transmembrane transport
Cellular component (GO): membrane
Molecular function (GO): transmembrane transporter activity
Source: RefSeq, a predicted model, not a curated record
GUCUGGGAAUACGUUCCUCUUCCGGAGAGGCACCCGGGGCAAGAGACCACUUCAGCACCGCCCCUGCCUCCCCCCGAUGUGUUUUAUUCUUCACGCCUCUACUCCAGCGAAUCCUCCGUAACGUUGCCCCAUGGGGAGCCCAUUGCCAAAAGUUGCCGAUCUUGCCACGCUCCGCACCUUGUUCUUAUCUGCUGGGUCGCCCAUAGUACUGGCUAUUUCCUGCCCGUUUCCACUGCCGUGUCUGCGUGUCUCCUCACUCCUCGCUCCGACCUCAUCCCGACGACGUCAUGCAUUGCUGGGAGAUAGCUGCGGGCACAGAACAAGCACUUGAUAACUUGCCGAGCCAGCUCCUGGCCAACCAUCACCAGCGGCCCGAUAGCAAACAAGGAUGGAUUCUCAGAGCGUUGCUUUGCCUGAUAAGCACAACCCUUAGAGUGGCUGACAAGAGCGUCCUGCUACGACGACCAUGGGUAGGUGGGGUUUGUGCAGACUAUUAUGGUUGUCUUACAAAUAAGCGCUGCCUCCUUCAUGUGCUGUGCGCUGUGACAGUCUCGUCGUCCUUCUCGAAUCAAUCCGUGUCAUAUACUCGCCUUGGACUCAAAGAACUCAUCACUCACCAUGGCCGACAAGAUAUCGGAUGACCAGCCCAGCCGCACAACGGGCAACCUUGUUCCGGACGCCUCGGGGAAAGCCAUGGACUUGGAGAAGCAGGCGCUGAGGAGCAAGGAUGCUGAUGCUGCCUUGGAGUUCCUGUGCUCAGAGGGGACCACAGUAAUGACGGAUGUGGACGAGAAAAGCCUCGUGCGCAAAAUAGACUGGAGAAUUGUGCCUCUUAUGUGGGCAUGUUACAACCUUCAAUAUCUCGACAAGACACUGGUGAAUUAUGCCAACGUCAUGGACCUCAAGGAGGAUACGGGCAUCAACACCGACCAGUUCUCCCAGCUCGCGCUUGUCUUCUACGUGACGUAUCUUGCAUUCGAAUUUCCCACGGGUUACCUUAUGCAGCGCCUACCCACGGCAAAGUACCUUGGUGCCAACGUCAUUCUCUGGGGCCUGAUGACCGCGCUCGUGUCCACAGCAAAGGACUGGGCCGGAUUGGUGACCCUUCGAGUCCUUUUGGGGAUCUUCGAGGCCGCCGUUGCCCCGGCGCUGAUCCUUGUGACGACCAUGUGGUACAAAAAGGGCGAACAACCCCAACGUAUGGGGUUAUGGUACCUAGGCACGUCCACGGGUGUCAUCAUCGGCGCGCUGGCAUCCUUUGGCUUCCAGCACUACACGAGCAAGGCCUUCACCAGCUGGCAGAUUAUGUUUCUGGUGUUUGGGCUGAUCACAAUGGCGGUCGGGGCCUUGGUGAUCUGGGUGGUGCCAGAUAACCCAAUGAAGUGUAAGUUCCUUACGCGGGAUGAAAAGGUAUGGGCUGUCGAGAGGUUGCGCGAAAACAAGACGGGCGUCGAGAAUAAACACUUCAAGGCGUACCAGGCCUGGGAGUGCUUCAAAGACCCGCAGACCUGGCUGAUUAGCCUCAUAACAAUCUCGUCCAACGUGCCCAACGGCGCCGUCUCCUCGUAUCAGGCGGCCAUAAUCAAGAGCUUUGGGUACACCUCCAAGGAGACGGCCUUGCUAUCCGUCCCAUCAGGCGUCAUCACGGGCAUAUCUGUUCUCAGUGCGACAUACAUGGCUGGCCGUUUCAAUCUGCGCGGCCCCAUCAUCAUCGCAUAUCUCCUGGUCGGAGGUGUUGUUGGUGGUUCCCUCCUGGCGUUCACUGCCAACGGCAGCAAGGGAGCUAAGCUGGCUGGGAACUACCUGACAAACAUUGUCGGAGCGAGCUUACCGUUGUUGUAUUCAUACUCCGGUGCGAACUACUCCGGUCAUACCAAGAAGGUGACCAUGAAUGCGGUUCUUCUAAUGUCCUUCUGUAAGAUGAUCCGGUCCUCGGUGGGUCGCAAAACUCCGGCAGUGAGGCUGACCGAAUCGUGCCCAGGUCUUGGAAAUAUCAUCGGGCCCCUAACCUUCAGAGGCAAAGAUGGUCCCGAUUAUAUUCCCGCAAAGGUUAGCUGAUCUACAGAGGAUACGGAUGUCCCCAUGCACUCUGCAUUUAGUGUCGCCCCUUAGUUGACGAAGUGACUGACUGAAUGCGACAAGGUCGCGAUAGUUGUGACAUCUGCCUUCGCUUGUUUCACGACAGCGCUCCUCAUGGCGUAUUACACGUACGAGAACAAGCGCAGAGACAACUUAAUGUCCGGAGUUGCACAUCAAGAGAACAGCGAGUUUCUCGACCUCACAGACAAGGAGAAUUUGGAGUUUCGCGUGAGCCAUCUCCCCCCGACCGAUUCCCGGCCUCGUUCUGAUUGAACCAACAGUACCGGUCAUAAUGGUUUGGGGCAACUUCCCCACAUUGGAAUGAGUUGAGUGGGGCUUGAACGCGAUUUGGCAUGUGUGAACCUUGUGGGAAAUCUAGGUGGACAUGAAUAUGAGAGGCCUGCUGCCGCGAGCGAAACGUAAGCAUUGUUAAAGUCAGCGUGGGCGCUCGACCGUAUCAAUGCAGUGGCUUGAUCAUUCCGCGAUCCUUACGCUUGGCCCCCAGAGGCUGUGAUGUAAAAAUGCCGAAUGUGCCGAGGGUCGCCUCGAGAGUGACCUGAGCGGGCGACCGAUAUUCCUCAGAGGCCAGUCAUUCUCAUACUUAAGUCGGCAGCACCAGAUUCGGACGCCUUGCGCUCGCCUUUCUCGGGCCGAUCAGUCCCAAUCGUCUUCGUCGUCGUCGUCUCUGGCAGUUGUCUUGCUGCUUCUGAUCCCCUUGCCGGCCAUGAGCCUCUCCUCUUCAGCAUCUUCGGCUUCCCUCCUUCGUUUGACAACCCUCAUGUCAUUAUUAGGGAGGGCGCCAACUUCAACCAGAAUCUUGUCAAGAUCUAGCAAGCUCAUGCGCACUCCCCCAACAGUGGUAAGUGUGACAAUCUGCUUCACGAUGUCUCCGUUCUUGUAGACAAGUAUCGUGGGGCAAUUCUUCUCUGGGUAGUUCUCGAUGGCCUGUGACGCUCUCAUCUCGCAAAACUUGAUAUCGCCGUAUUCCUUGGCCGCUUGCUUCCAUAGGUCGGAAAGCACUCUUGACUCGACGUUGGUGCCCCCCGAGGACGAUGUCAGGUUGACGAAGACGACGCCGUUGUUUGAUGCUUCGGUGACCUCUCUUUGGUAAUCCGGCUUGGACAAUGGGUAGACGCUUCCGUGAAUGGACUUCUUCUGCAGGGCGCCAAGCUCGGCCAUCCUCUUCUGUCGGUAUUGCUCGAGGAAGUCGUCAUCUUCAUCGUCCUCGAGCUCGUCCAGCUCGUCGAGGUCUUUACCCUCAAGGCGGUUCUCAUGUGCGAUUUUCCUGGCCUCGACGAUUGCCUCUUCGAUCAUUGGAGUCGGGCUUGGGGGCUUCUCAGGGAUGACGCCGUGUUUGCGCAGAAUGUCGUUCCUGCCGGGUGAUCAGUGAGAUUUGAUGAGACGGGUUCGGCCCAACGCACCAUUCUGUGUCGGCAUUGGGGUCAUCGAUUGGCACAGCUAUGCGCUGGUCUCCUGGUGCGGCCAUUGUGGUCGAACGGUGUUGUCGAAUCAGAUAAGAGGCUGUUGGGGGUGGGACAGUGGUGCUGGUGACAGGCAGUUAGUUGUGCUUGUGGGUAGAAACAACGUUGCUGCCUGGAAAUCGGGCACACGCCGUCGUGUUGGUGGCGGUGGUGGUGGUGGUGGUAGUGGUGGUGGUCUUGUGUGUCCGGCAAGAGAAGACAAUCAAGAGAUGCACCAGACUGUUGCUGUUAUAAGCGUUGCUAAACCUGAUGCUGGGGACAGAGCAAGCACAACUCAGGUUAUGUGGACAAUGUCAUACAGUACAGGUAGCUGGUUACUCCUUAUUAGAGCUUAUUAGAGAGCUUCACUGACGACCCCACAGUGGGGUCGGGCGAGCCAUUGUGCAAAUGAUCUGACUUCGGUUCUGGCUCUAGCUAGGUAGGCUCAGGCUCGUUGGGGGAGACAAGGACCCUGGCC